Molecule: messenger RNA, 1474 nt
Organism: Eruca vesicaria subsp. sativa (arugula)
Lineage: Eukaryota; Viridiplantae; Streptophyta; Magnoliopsida; Brassicales; Brassicaceae
Source: the annotation of a GenBank genome assembly
AAAACAAAAAGAUGAGGAAAAAUGGAAACUGGGUGGUUCUGUCUCUAAUUUUCUUGUUUCUCUUUUGUGGGUUGUCUUCAGUUUCAGCUAAGCCUCCUCCUGUUAAGAUUGUAAGUGGACUUGUGACAAAUGUGGCAUCAAUGCUGUGGAAAUUAUUGUGGUCUCUUCAGACAUCUACAACCACAACAACCACCACGAAAUCUGGUGUUUCUAGCCGUUCGAUGGUGAAAUAUGAAAGUGGAUAUAAUAUAGAGACAGUGUUUGAUGGAAGCAAGCUUGGGAUUGAGCCCUAUGCGAUUGAAGUUUCCUCUAAUGGAGAAGAGCUUAUUGUCCUGGAUUCCGAGAACAGUAACAUCCACAAAAUUGCCAUGCCUCUUUCUAGAUAUGGUAAACCAAAGCUGGUCUCUGGUUCACAAGAAGGCUACACAGGACACGUCGACGGAAAGCUCAAAGAAGCUAAAAUGAAUCGCCCAAGAGGGUUAGCUAUAGACGACAGUGGAAACAUCUACGUGGCAGACACUAACAAUAUGGCCAUACGCAAGAUCAGCCACGACGGAGUCUCAACCAUCGCUGUUGGAGGAAGACGUAGCGGCGGAUCUAAAGAGGAGACGAUGAGAUUCUCUAAUGACUUUGAUCUGAUCUAUGUCUCUUCAACCUGUUCUCUUUUAGUUAUUGAUCGAGGAAACCGAAUGAUUAGAGAGAUUCAGCUUCAUAACCACGACUGUUCUCAUCACGAACCAGAAACAGAUCUCCAUCUUGGAACCGCUUUGCUUGUUGCUGCUGCAUUUUUUGGAUAUAUGUUUGCGUUAUUAGUACGUAGAGUACGAUCAUUGUUCUCUUCGUUUCGUCAUCAUGAUAAUAAUAGACAUGUAGCUAAACCGGAAAUGACAAUGGCUCCAUAUCAACGUUAUCCAAGACCGGUUCGACAGCCAUUAAUCCCACCUCAACAUGAACCGGAAAAAGAAGAAGGAUUCCUCGGUUCGCUUGGAAAGCUUGUGGUGAAAACCGGUUCUUCUGUUUCUGAGAUAAUAUCCGGUUCAAGGAAUGUUACUCCCCAAGACUUCCAGUACCACCAUAACCAGCAACAACCGAACCAGUGGCCUCCGGUACGAGAGAGCUUUGCUAUACCGGAAGAGGAUGGACCACCGGGUUUAGAACCGAGAUCAUGUACAAAUCCGGAUAAACCCUACCUUAGAGCACAAGGAGCAAAGCAAAACCGGUCCUAUUACCAAGAUUGUGACCAAUACCAAAACCAGCAGAAACGAAAUGUGAACGAUACGGCGCCGUUCGAAGAGAAUCGAGAGAAGAACGAGUUUGUGUUUGGCGCAGUUCAGGAGCAGGACGGUCGUAGAGAAGCCAUGGUAAUCAAGGCCGUUGAUUUCAACGAAGCCAUGAACGAUCAGCGAAAUCUACGGCCUAGAAUCAAUUACAUGGGAUAUUCAUCUCAUGUUUACUGAUUAAAAACUCAGAUUCU